Molecule: messenger RNA, 1881 nt
Organism: Heterobasidion irregulare TC 32-1
Lineage: Eukaryota; Fungi; Basidiomycota; Agaricomycetes; Russulales; Bondarzewiaceae
Exons: 10
Coding region: 1-1881 (626 amino acids)
Cellular component (GO): cytosol
Source: RefSeq, a predicted model, not a curated record
AUGUCUGAGCUCAGGAACGAAUCCGAUGAUCAACACCGCCUGCUCCUGGCCGCCUUAACUGCUUUUGACUCGCGUCGCCCCUCGUCGUACCCCCCUCUAUCUGCCAGGUUGGACUCUGCUGCGCGCACCCUCAUCGCAGACAGAGAAGCUCGUGUCAGGAUAGGGACCGCUGAACCGUCUGUCUGGCCCGAACUACUUUCUAUAUGGCAUCACUUAGCCAACACGACCGAACAUCCCGAAGAACACGCGAUCACUCUUUCCGCCGCCACCUCGGCCGAAAUCCAUGGUGACAGCGUUGACUCUAAUGUACAUACUGACGAAGAAGAGCCGUUCAUCGCCCUCACGCUCAGCUUGGCCAAGUUUACGCGCAAUCUGGUCGCGGACGUCCCUAGCAAUCAAAGCAGCGCAUUUCCUGUCGAACCACAUAUCCGCACCCUUAUCCGGUACUAUACUUCCUGGACCCGUGCCAGCGAUGCCUCGUUUUAUCCAACCACGCGCGUCCUCUCUCAGACCCUUUCAAAUCUCGUCACCUCUAAUCCGCCGCUCCUCUCACACGUUUGGGCCACCUACAUGGCGCUGCCUGCCGAACAAGCUAUCCUCAUCCGUCUUCUCGCGUCUCCAGAUGCCGCCACCGUCUCCGCCACCUCAGUGCUUGUGCUCAACUGCACGCGCGGGAGCCCCGAACGCGCCCUGGCGCUAGCCACGACGCCUGCGGGAUUCAGUGUAUGUAUCGCAUUGCUGGAUCGGCUCGACGGGUUCUUAGAGAGCUCUGAAGGCAGCCCUGGGGCGGCGGCGUUCGACAUCGGAUAUGCCGUUUUUGAGGGCCUGUUCCCUCAGCGCGGGUUGGUGGCGCAACUGUAUAGCAAUAUGGCAAUGCCUGACGAGCCAAUCACCCCCUCGCAGACGACGCUUCUCAAACUGCUAGACGCCCAUUUGCAGCAUGCCCCCGUUUCUGCUCCCCCUGCCUCCUCAGCAAACGAACUGAAUAUUCGGCCCGACGUGGACACGGAUAGCGAUGUCUUGGACUUCCUCGCCUCGCGCUUCUUUACUCUCUCCGCCUACGCACAGUCCGCGAUCCAGCGAGCACUGGGCUCGUCGGAGGCGGCGGUAGGGCGGGACCCAGAUACAGAUCCAAGUGCGGAGGUUAUGGCAAGCGCAGGAUCUCAUCUCUCUGGCGAGCUUGACAUGCGCCUCCCUGGAGUGUGUGCAGCCCUGGUGCUUGUUGCCCAGUGCCUGACUGCGCUCCUGUUGCACGCCGAGGCGCGCGCGGAAGAUCUCAGGCAAGACGGUAAUGACGAGUCGACAUCGCCCGAAGCGUCUUUGCCGUCACCCAAAUCGUAUCUCGUGGGUUGUCAAACUCCCGUAGAGGCGCGAGCGCCCGACGAAAGGAGACAGAGAGAGGAGAGACGCCGCGUUGGCUUCAUCGAGAUUCUGAUCGAGGAUCUCCGGCUGCUGGACGCCUUCCUGCCUCGCAUCACCUUCGCCGACAGCAAUCCGUCGCCCGCUCCCUCGCCCGCUCUCAGCGCUCAACGCCCACCACGGGAUACCUCUCCGCUGCCCGCAGAUAGGUACGACACCGCAGCAGAUCCGACAGGAUUCGCAUACCUGAAGCGCGACCUCGUGCGCUUGCUUGCGAUCCUCUGCCACAACCACCGCGCCGUGCAGGAUCGCGUGCGGGCGUGUGACGGUAUCACAGUAGUCAUGAACCUGUGCGUGAUAGACAGACGUAAUCCUUACCUGCGGGAACACGCAAUCUUCGCACUGCGCAACCUGCUACACGAAAACCCGGAUAACCAGGCCGUCGUCGACGCGAUUCGGCCCAUGGGCACAUGGGACGCGGACGGUGUGUUGCACGACACGCCCGGCGCUGUUCGGCGGUAA